AUGGAAAAUUUGUCAGGCUUGCGAUUUUUACUUGUUUUUAACAAAGGACCGAAGCUUGUUAUGAUUUCAGACAAAGAUGCCAUUAAACAAAUCUUCACAGCCGAAUUUCCAAAAAGCGAGAUUUACAAAACUUUUAGAAUGAAUGAGGGAUCUGAAACAUUAUUUUCUUCAACUGAUAGAACCUUUCAUAAACAACGUCGUCGAGUAAUUUCUCCUGCGUUCUCCAUAAAAUACAUUGCAUCAUUAGAGAAAUUGAUGUUAACUUGUAUAAAAGAUUUAGUUUAUAAUGUUGAUGAAAUGUUAAAAAGUAAAGGUGAUGUUUUGAAUAUUGUUAAUCUUAUUCAGAUUUGUACAGUGGAUAUAAUUGGUGAAACAUCAUUUGGCGGGAGGUUUAACAGUAUCAAAGCUGGUGAACAUCCUUUGCCCGAAAAAGUUUGGAAAGAAUUAAAAAGAAGACUGAUGAGAACAUUAUUUCCGCUGUUAAAACCUUGGUUAAUAGAAGAUCCAUACUUAAAAAAUAUUUCUUAUAACUUAAUCAAAACUCGUCGAGAAGGAACUAAUCCAAAAACCGAUAUUUUACAAAUUUUAUUAAAUACCUUUGAAAUUGAAACAGAUCAACCUAAAGAUAAGAUGAAACAAAGUGAAAAUGAAAAUAGAAUGACAGACCUUGAGGUCUAUGAUCAGAUCGUAGAAUUUUUAAUUGCUGGAACAGACACUGUUUCGUUUACAACGGCAAUGACAAUUGUUCAACUUUCUAAAAAUCCACAAAAAUUAUUAUUCCUUGUUAAAGAGUUGGAUGAGGUUUUGAGCAUCGAUGAACUGCCUACUCAUGAUAAAUUAAAGGACUUGAAAUAUUUGAAUGCCGUUAUUAGUGAAACUAUGAGAUUGUGGCCUGUUUUUUUGGACGGAGGUAUUGGAAGAACUCCAGAAAAAGAUACAAUAUUUGGCAAAUAUAUGAUUCCCAAAAAUACAAAUUUAGUUUUGAACAUUUACGAUCUCCACCAUGAUCCAAAUUAUUGGGGUGAAAAUGUUGAAGAGUUUAUACCUGAAAGAUGGCUGGAGCCUGAAAAUAUUCCACGUGAUGUGUAUUAUCCAUUUUCUUCAGGUUGA
This is a messenger RNA of Dentiscutata erythropus, 1110 nucleotides long. NCBI's taxonomy places the organism in Eukaryota, Fungi, Glomeromycota, Glomeromycetes, Diversisporales, Gigasporaceae. The record is from the annotation of a GenBank genome assembly.